GUGACCCCUUGACUCCUUCCACCCAUGUCGAAAAUUCAGCAACCUUCAAAUCAAAUCAAGCUUACGAAUGUCUCCGUGGUUAAAUUAAAGAAAGGCGGCAAGCGCUUCGAAAUCGCAUGCUACAAGAAUAAAGUGCAAGAGUGGAGAAAUGGCGUGGAAACUAACUUGGACGACGUUCUUCAAAUAAGCAACGUAUUCGUGAACGUUUCCAAGGGCGAAGUAGCCAAGCAUGGCGACCUAAAAAAAUGCUUUGGUACAUCCGAUAUUCUCGAUAUCGUUAAAGAGAUCCUCAAGAAGGGCGAGAUGCAAGUCAACGAGAAGGAGCGCGAUCACGAUCUCUCGGCGCUUCGCAAAGAAAUCCUCAACUUGGUAGCAGAGAAAUGUGUUGAUCCGGAAACCCAAAGGCCUUAUCCAGUAGGUCUGAUAGACAAAGCUAUGACCGAGGCUGGAUUCAGUGUUAAACCGAACAAAACUGCGAAAAGCCAGGUGUCGGAAUGUAUAAAGCUUAUCCAGUCAAAUUCCACGCUGCCUAUACAGCGUGCAAGGAUGCGUGUCCGUGUAACUAUGCCACCUGCAGACGGCAAGCGGCUCAGAGAGAAGAUAUUAGAAGGAGCAGACAAGGUUGAGGACGAUGAAACCACUAAAGAUGAGUGGGAAGUCGUUAUGCUCAUAGAUCCUGGCCAAUUCCGUGUAAUCAAUGAGAUUCUGCAAAAAGAAUGCAAGGGCCGGGGACGAAUCGAGACAAUGACUUUCGCAGCAACAGCGACAAAUUAGACCUCCUCAGGGCUCCUGUGUCCUUAGAGAAUUGUAUCUUUUUAGGUAGACUCAGAUGACAUUGUUAUGUGUACAUCUUCUGGCAACUCAACGUUGUAAAUCGCGCAGGAUAAGCGGCCUCAUCACACGGCCCCAAUUCUCAUCCCACGAGCUCCACUCCCAUUCAACGUUGCUGACUUGUUCUGCAUGAUC
Messenger RNA from Guyanagaster necrorhizus, 966 nucleotides. RefSeq names its product Shwachman-Bodian-diamond syndrome protein. Gene Ontology annotation, biological process: ribosome biogenesis; cytosolic ribosome assembly. The record is from RefSeq and is a predicted model, not a curated record. The coding region runs from base 25 to 774 and encodes 249 amino acids. Lineage: Eukaryota; Fungi; Basidiomycota; Agaricomycetes; Agaricales; Physalacriaceae. The transcript is spliced from 7 exons.